This is a messenger RNA of Bursaphelenchus xylophilus (pine wood nematode), 521 nucleotides long. Lineage: Eukaryota; Metazoa; Nematoda; Chromadorea; Rhabditida; Aphelenchoididae. The record is from the annotation of a GenBank genome assembly.
AUGGAGCGAGCUUGUGGCUGUAAAAAAAAGGAAUAUAAUAUGCAUCCAAGACAUGUCGAGUUUGAUGAUCCGGUAAGUCUAAUAUCACAUUUUUAUAUUUAUUUUAACAUCUUAGCAUUAUCAAACGGCUCCUCGUUCUCUUCCAGUCAGCCGAACGUCAUCUUUGAAGAAGAAUAAUCGGUUGAUUAAUAAGUCAAAUUCCUUCAAAUAUUAUGGAAAUUACACUCCACUUGAGGAGAAAUUACCAACGAUGACUCCUGAAGAUCUGAAUCUCCAACUGAGGAAGCUGAGGUUGAAGAAAAAAAUGACUUUAAGAACGGCUACUCAGCAUGAUUACGUUAAUUUUGAAAAGGAAUGGAAAAAAGACUCGGAAACUCAAACUAUGCGAGUUAUACUGUCUUUGUCACUCAUUAAGAGUUAUACUGAUAAUUACUAUGCUGGUGGAUAUAACUUAGUUUACUUUCAGAGUCCCACUGGUCGUUCUACGGAGGCGUGGGCGCUCUGUCGAGACCAUGGUCUAG